Molecule: messenger RNA, 780 nt
Organism: Entrophospora candida
Lineage: Eukaryota; Fungi; Glomeromycota; Glomeromycetes; Entrophosporales; Entrophosporaceae
Source: the annotation of a GenBank genome assembly
GAACAAAUGUCAGAAGAAAUUGUUAAACAAAUGGUUAAAUUUGUACAGUCAUUUCUAAACUCGGUACCACAGUAUGUUUUAGGUUCCUUAUCUGCUAUAGCAAUCUUAGGGGCCACACCGAACGAUGCGAUCAUUAUGAGCACAUAUUGGCUCAAACCUGAUCACUUUGUUGAAGGUAAUUAUAAUAGAACGAUAUAUGAUGAUGAUGGUGUUACAAUACUCAACUACAGGCUUUUUGGAUGGAAUGCUAAGCAAAUAGAUCUCACCACGGAACAGAAAGAACUUAUGAAAGCAUGUGUGGCCGAAGUAUCAAUAUUAGACCGCCUUAAUUACAUGGGAUCCAUUUACCACAUAGUAGUAGGGAUGCUUGCAGGUAUAAUCAGGGCAAUCGGACCAUGUAUCAAAGAGGAAUGGCCAUAUAUUCCACUAGCAUUGGCUUGGACUUUGCCAGCAAUUUUUAAGAGAGUGAUAGGAGGAAUAGUAGUGGUCCAUAACCCCAAUGAAAGGAUUGUUGGGCAAAUAAUAGUAAGUAAUUCACCAAAGGAUAGAAGACAUAACAUCAUUGAGACUGGUUUAUUCGCAAUUAUAUCUCCUUGGCUGGCAGUACUUCUGGCCUAUUUCACAAACCCAAUUGGGAAUACAUGGCAAAAAUAUUCGAUUCCUAGUUCGUUGUUACUUUUGGAUUUCUGGUGUAUUUGUAAUAUUUAUGCUACUUUUCUUAAUGCUGCUGAGCAAUUCAAGACCAUUGUGGGUAAAAUUUUUUGGGGACCUUUGCGCUGA